Trifolium pratense (red clover) is the source of this 2218-nucleotide messenger RNA. RefSeq names its product riboflavin biosynthesis protein PYRD, chloroplastic. Bases 674 to 1960 code for a protein of 428 amino acids. Gene Ontology annotation, biological process: riboflavin biosynthetic process. The record is from RefSeq and is a predicted model, not a curated record. Lineage: Eukaryota; Viridiplantae; Streptophyta; Magnoliopsida; Fabales; Fabaceae. The transcript has 3 exons. Gene Ontology annotation, molecular function: diaminohydroxyphosphoribosylaminopyrimidine deaminase activity; zinc ion binding.
ACGAGAGAAAAGAUAGGCUGACUUUCAGAAAUUUUAGUCCAUUUGAUCAAUCCAAAAGUGCAUAGUUUGCCACGUGUCUGUUUUUACUCUUUUUGAAAGGUAAAAAAAAAUAAAAAUCAAUUAAACUUAAUGGGUUGAUUGCACAUUUGAGUGACAUGUGGAAAAGGUAAAUCAAACGGCUGAGAUUAAAUGGUUACAAUUAAUUAUUUAUUAUUUGUUUGUAAUAAUAAUAACAAAAAAAAUUCCUCGUCUUCUCUCCUCUCUCUGAAACAACAGUUUCAUCUUCUCAAUCUUCCUCUCUCCGCCGUUGCUGCCAUCUCCACCACCGCCCACGUCAUCCGUCCUAACGGCACUUUUCUUCCUCUCUUCUGCUACACAGCGGCGUUCUUCUUCCCCUUACUCGGUGCUUGCCGUCUCACCGUCGUCCUCUUUCAAUUCUCUGUUCAAAAGAUAAGUUGCUGUUCUGUUUUUUUUCAAUCACUCUGUCCAUUUUCAUGUUUCAGUCUUAGUUUGGGGGUUUCGUGUAUAAAAUCCUAUGUUCUUGUUAGUUUGGUGUUUUUUUGUAGGAAUUUUCAAAUUUCAAUCAUUCCAAUUGCAAUACAACAACAAAUCAAGUUUGCUGAAUUUUGAUUAGAACAUCCUAUAGAAUUAAUUACAUUUGUAUUCUUCGACAAUGCAAACAGCAUUGGGGUUAUCAGUUUCAAUCCCAUAUUGUAAUUCCAGAUUCUCAAUCGAUGCAAACUUGUUCAUGUUCAGCUCUUCCUCUUCCAUUCCACUCAAAUUCACUUGUGGUUUUUCCAAACCACUUUCAUACAUAAACAUACUACAUCGCUGGAAGAGUAGUUAUGUUGUUUGUGCCCAAAAGAACAAUGAUCAGUAUGAUGAUGGAUUUUACAUGAGAAAAAGUGUUGAACUUGCUAGAAAGGGUUUAGGGUAUACAAGCCCUAAUCCAUUAGUUGGAUGUGUUAUUGUCAAAGAUGGUGAAGUUGUUGGUCAAGGUUUCCAUCCUAAAGCAGGCCAACCUCAUGCCGAGGUGUUUGCUUUGAGAGAUGCUGGUGAUUUGGCUGAAAAUGCAACAGCUUAUGUCACUUUAGAGCCUUGUAAUCAUUUUGGAAGGACUCCACCCUGUACUGAAGCUCUCAUUAAGGCCAAAGUUAAAAAGGUUGUUGUUGGGAUGGUGGAUCCAAAUCCCAUUGUGGCCUCUAAAGGGGUGGAUAGAUUGAGAAAUGCCGGAAUCGAAGUUGUUGUUGGCGUCGAGGAAGAAUUGUGCAAGGGCCUCAAUGAGGCAUAUAUUCAUCACAUGUUGGUCGGAAAGCCUCUGUUUACAUUGAGGUAUUCUCUUUCUGUCAAUGGGAACUUGUUGGACUCACUUGGGAAUGGAGUUACUGAAUCUGGUGGAUACUAUUCUAGGCUAUUACAAGAAUAUGAUGCGGUUAUAUUGUCUUCUUCCUUAUUCCGCGAAAGUUUGUCUGUAGACUUGGUACCUUUGUCUCAAGAACCUGGAGCCAAUCAACCUAUUCGGAUUAUAGUGCAUAAAGAUUCUGGUUCUUCAAAUCAAAUUCCAUUGGUCAAUAAUAAAGUUAAUGAUAAAGUCAUAAUCUUUACAGAUUGUAGAGAAACAACUGCUUCAGAAGAGGCUCAACAGGGAAUUGAAACUGUGUCUCUGGAUGAAAUAAAUCUGGAUGCGAUCUUGGAUUAUUGUAAUCGUCAAGGAUUGUGUAGUGUUCUGUUAGAUAUGAGAGGGAAUUGCAGUGAAUAUGAAGAGCUUGUUAAGGAGGGUAUUGAGAAGAAGUAUAUCAAUAAAUUUGUGACAGAAAUUUUGCCUGUUUGGAAAGGAUGUACUCAGAAUGAUACUUUAUUACAAUUAAAGAACUUAGAUCAAGGAGUAAAAGUGGGAUAUUUACGCCCCAUGGCCUCGGCUCAAAGUGUUGUAGUCGAGGGAUAUUUAAAUAUUAAAUAAUUGGUUUCAUAGAUGCCAAAGACUCCCCAUCCAUAGGUCUUUCUGUGUUUUGUUUCAAGGGCAUUAUGUGCUCAUGUAGACUAAAACUUAAACGCAAAAUUUUCAUAUUGCCUGUUGGACACUCGGAGGGUAUUAUGCUAUAAGUGAUUAUAUUUUACUUGCAUGUAUUUGGGAUCACAUUUUUCUGAGUUGGAAGUUGUUACUUGUAUGCCACAUGUUUCAUGUCGAUUAUAUGUGAGCAGUUUGAUUUGAUCAGGA